This is a messenger RNA of Guillardia theta CCMP2712, 714 nucleotides long. RefSeq lists its product as hypothetical. The transcript has 5 exons. The coding region runs from base 1 to 714 and encodes 237 amino acids. Lineage: Eukaryota; Cryptophyceae; Pyrenomonadales; Geminigeraceae. The record is from RefSeq and is a predicted model, not a curated record. Gene Ontology annotation, cellular component: nucleus; cytoplasm.
AUGUCGGAAUCCGCCGUGUUCACGACGUCUCUUGUUGAACUGAAAGGAGGAGGAGGAGCAGGAGCAGGAGGAGCACGAGGAGAAGCCAAGGUCAAGAUUCGACAGGUUGCAUCUGAAGAGUUCGGCUGCUUCAUCUGGCCAUCGGCUGUGCUUCUUUCUCAAUAUCUCUUUGAGCACUCUGGCGUAGUAAGGAACAGCAAGGUACUGGAGUUGGGAGCAGGGGUGGGGUUGCCCGGCUUGCUAUGCAGAAAGCUUGGGGCUUCAAGGGUUCUUCUCACAGAUCUGAGCAAGCCCCCGAUCAUCCUCAGCAACUUGCAGCACAAUUGCUGUGCCAACGAGCUAGAACAUUGCUCAGCUGCUCCAAUGGACUGGGGUAUCGUCACGGAGGAGAUGCUGCUCAUGCGACGCACAUGCUACGAUGUCCUGCUGGCAGCAGACUGCCUGUACUCGUCCUCCUUAUACGAAGACUUUCUCUGUACGGCAUCCUUCUUCCUACGUCCUGCUCCAAAGGGGGAGGCUGGAGCAUCAUCGGUCAAGGCUCCGGCUCGUCCGCGUCUCUUCACUGUCUUCCAGGAGAGAGGGUCUGGGUUCUCGCUUGCUCGGCUGAUGGGGAGGUGGGGGUUGAGGUACGCGAAGAUCGACUUUGUCCCGUCUUGCUCAGCUCUGGUGGGAUCCUGCCGGGAGGAGGCUGGGGAGGAGGUGACGAUCUGCUAA